Molecule: messenger RNA, 6930 nt
Organism: Balaenoptera acutorostrata (minke whale)
Lineage: Eukaryota; Metazoa; Chordata; Mammalia; Artiodactyla; Balaenopteridae
Gene: SYNPO2
Product: synaptopodin 2
Exons: 5
Coding region: 148-3930 (1260 amino acids)
Biological process (GO): positive regulation of actin filament bundle assembly
Cellular component (GO): stress fiber; Z disc; nucleus
Molecular function (GO): actin binding
Source: RefSeq, a predicted model, not a curated record
GGGCAGCAGCGGCUGCUGCGGCGGAGGCUCUGAGCGCCCCAGUCCUGCCUCCCUAGCGGGAGCCCGAAGCUCACUGCAUAGCCUCAACCGCACCCAGGCUUCGUCCGUCUUUUCAAGCUCUUCAUGUUACCCAGCUAAAAGAAGAAAAUGGGCACCGGGGAUUUCAUCUGCAUUUCCAUGACCGGAGGGGCGCCCUGGGGGUUCAGAUUGCAAGGUGGCAAGGAGCAGCAGCAGCCCUUACAAGUCGCUAAGAUCCGAAGCCAGAGCAAAGCCUCCGGGUCUGGGCUCUGUGAGGGGGAUGAAGUGGUUUCUAUCAAUGGCAACCCUUGUGCAGACCUCACCUACCCAGAAGUCAUCAAGCUCAUGGAGAGCAUAACAGACUCUCUCCAAAUGCUCGUCAAAAGACCAUCCAGUGGAAUAAGUGAGACUUUGAACUCUGAAACUGAAAACAAAAACCAUGAGCAUCUCAUCCAUGAAGGGUACGUGGAAAGUGCCACCCUACAGAUUCGACCAGCCACAAAGAGCCAGUACAGAGAGUUCUACAUCGCCCAGGUCAAGAGUGGAGCUCCCCUAGCUAAGGACCAAGCAAGUGGUGCUGGUUUUUCUGGGAGCAUAAAAGAAGAAACAGGCCUGGCUCCUCACACGUCUGACUCUAAAAGUGGAUGCUUAGCAGAGGAGGUUAUCUUAAGGGAGAAGGCAGAAGCGGGGCAGCCAGGCACUGUGGUUGAGCUACAACUGACCCUUUCACAAGAGAGACACAAGCGCACUAGUGCCCCUGUAGUGGCUCUCCUGGGAGCUGAAAAAUCUAAGUCUCCUGACCCAGAUCCUAAUCUACAGCAUGACGGGAUCGUCCACAUAAAUUCUGUCCCCGCUAAUGAGAAAGGGGAGCCUUCUCUGAGGUCCAGCAAGAUAAUCCAGAUCUCCAGUGGCCAAGAGUUGAGAGUGAUACAGGGAAGUGAAGCAGGAGACACCGGGCUGCCCCGAGUGGAAGUGAUCUUCGACUGCUCUGAUAGGCAGAAGACGGAAGAGAGCAGGCUUCAGGCAGGAAAGGGGUGUGUGGAUUCUCCAGUGGAAGGAGGGCAGUUAGAAGCACCUCCUUCUCUGGUAUCCUUUGCAGUCUCAUCAGAAGGCACAGAGCAGGGAGAAGAUCCACGCUCAGAAAGGGAUCACAGCAGACCUCACAAGCACAGAGCACGCCACGCACGGCUCAGGAGGAGUGAAAGCCUAUCAGAAAAGCAGGUGAAAGAAGCAAAAUCUAAAUGCAAAAGCAUUGCCCUCCUUCUGACAGAUGCCCCCAACCCCAGCUCCAAGGGGGUGUUGAUGUUUAAGAAGCGUCGUCAGAGGGCCAGGAAAUACACCCUAGUCAGUUACGGGACUGGUGAACUUGAUCGAGAGGCAGACGAGGAGGAGGAAGAAGGCGACAAAGAGGAUACAUGUGAAGUAGCAUUUCUGGGUGCGAGCGAAUCCGAGGUGGAGGAAGAGUUGUUGUCUGACACUGACGACAACACACAAGUUGUGAACUUUGACUGGGAUUCUGGACUAGUGGACAUUGAAAAGAAACUGAACAGAGGGGACAAGAUGGAGAUGUUGCCAGACACCACAGGCAAGGGGGCCCUCAUGUUUGCUAAGAGGAGGGAGAGAAUGGAUCAGAUCACAGCCCAAAAAGAGGAGGAGAGGGUGAGUGGAAUGCCAAGCAGAGAACCAGAUGCUGCCCAGACGGAUGGCCUGAGAACCAUGACAUCUUACCAAAGGAAGGAAGAAGAAUCGGUGAGAGUGCAGAGCUCUGUGAGCAAAAGCUACAUCGAGGUGAGCCAUGGCCUUGGCCAUGUGCCCCAACAGAAUGGCUUCACUGGGGUGUCCGAGACAGCAGAGGCUCAGAGGAUGAUCCCUAUGAAUAGAACGGCCAAACCCUUCCCGGGGUCCGUGAACCAGCCAGCAACCCCCUUCUCUCCAACGCGAAACAUGACCAGCCCCAUCGCUGACUUUCCUGCGCCUCCACCUUAUUCUGCAGUCACACCCCCACCUGAAACCUUCUCCAGAGCAGUGUCAAGUCCGACAGCUGGCCCACCACAGCCCCCUCCGUGGCCCCAGCCUGGCCCAUGGUCCCAGCCAGCCUUUUACGAUUCAUCUGAACGAAUAGCUUCCCGGGAUGAAAGGAUCGCGGUGCCAGCAAAAAGAACAGGAAUAUUGCAGGAGGCCAAAAGGAGAAGCACGACAAAACCCAUGUUCACUUUUAAAGAGCCCAAAGUAAGCCCAAAUCCUGAACUCUUGUCACUUCUUCAAAAUUCGGAAGGCAAAAAGGGCACUGGAGCAGGAGGAGAUUCCGGACCAGAAGAAGACUACCUCAGUUUAGGAGCAGAGGCUUGUAAUUUCAUGCAAAGCCCCACUGCAAAACAAAAGACCCCACCUCCUGUCGCUCCAAAGCCUUCUGUCAAGUCCUCAUCCUCCCAACCAGUAACUCCAGUUUCUCCAGUCUGGUCGCCAGGAGUGGCUCCAACCCAACCUCCUGCCUUCCCCACAUCCAACCCAUCACAUGGCACCGUUGUUUCCUCCAUCAAAAUAGCGCAGCCUUCUUACCCUCCUGCCCGGCCUGCUAGUGCUCUGAACCUGGCUGGUCCCUUCAAAGGACCACAAGCAUCAGUAGCCAGUCUGAACUACACUCCCAAACCAGCGGCUCCCACACCAACGGUAAAUGCUGCUCAUACUGGUGCAAUGGGACCAUCCAAUGAGCUUCCAGGAAUGAGUGGGAAAGGAGCCCAGCUCUUUGCUAAAAGGCAGUCGAGGAUGAAAAAGUACGUGGUAGAUUCAGACACCGUGCAGGCCCAUGCUGCCCGUGCUCAGUCUCCCACUCCAUCUCUCCCGGCCGGCUGGAAGUACUCCUCCAAUGUCCGAGCACCCCCUCCUGUGGCCUACAAUCCUAUCCACUCCCCCUCCUACCCACUGGCUGCCGUCAAGUCCCAGCCAUCAGCCCCACAGGCCUCCAAAACAAGCAAGAAAAAGGGCAAGAAACCCCUUAAUGCUUUGGAUGUCAUGAAGCACCAACCUUAUCAGCUAAAUGCAUCCUUGUUUACUUUCCAACCUCCAGAUGCAAAGGAUGGCCUCCCUGCAAAGUCAUCAGUCAAGGUCAGUUCACUGCCAGUCAUGAAGCAAGCUAUUCCUCCUCAGCCAGUGAAUGCUGGCUCGCCCGCUAAUGUGCAGGCCUCGUCUGUGUACUCAGUGCCAGCCUAUAGCUCUCAGCCUUCCUUCUUUGCCGAGGCCACCUCACCAGUAAGCGCCUCCCCAGUGCCCGUGGCCAUUCCCACCUCUCCAAAGCAAGAAUCAGCCUCGACAUCUUACUUUGUGGCACCAAGGCCGAAGUUCUCAGCAAAGAAAAGUGGUGUCACAGUUCAGAGUGGACGCUCUCUUUCUCUUCCUGGAAGACCAGUCCCACCCACCAUCUCUACAACAUCUCUUUGGGUAUACCAGCCUGUUUAUAGCUACUCUAGCAAACCAACUGAUGGGCUAGAGGAAGCAAACAAGAGACUAACUCCUUGGGAAGCAGCGGCCAAGUCUUCUUUUGGUUUAGUGGAUGAUGCCUUCAGACCCAGAAACAUUCAGGAAUCCAUUGUGGCAAAUGUGGUCUCAGCAGCUCGGAGGAAGGUGCUUCCAGGGCCAUCUGAGGAUUGGAAUGAAAGACUGUCCUAUGUCCCUCAAACCCAGAAGGCCAAUAUGGGCUCAUUUGGAAGGCAAGAGUAUAAUGUUGCAUUCCUACCCAAUAAUAGUAUGCCCACCAACUCCCAACAUGGUUCACAGGUGCCAUAUGCAUAUUAUAGGCAGCCUUCCAGAAAUGAUUCUGAAAUAAUGUCCAUGGAGACCAGGUCUGAUUACUGUGUUUCAGUAACCAGUUGCAACUAUAACCCACACCCAAGGGGAUGGAGACGCCAAACAUGAAAGUUAGAAGAACUGAUCAUGUGCCACUUAUAAUUUUUUUUAAUAUUUCUUUGCAGUGGUUUUGACUUUUCCAACAGAUUUAGAUUCACUUUUGAUCUUGGCUUGUUCUCAUAGGUCAUUUAUCUGAGUUUGUAUGUGUGUGUGUGUGUGUGUGUGUGUGUGUGUGUGUGUAUGUAUAUGCACAUGUGAGUGUGAAUCACUUCCUUCUCUGCAGAUGCAUAGAGAAUUUCUCUGAAGAAAAAUUCAUUUUCUGUGCUGAUGGCACUUACAUGUAAUUCAUAAUCUUAAUUCCAUUUAUUUCAUUAAUAUGGAGUAGUCUAGGCAACUAAACUCUCUCAAUUAAAAUGAAAUUAAGUAUUUUCUUGUAUGUGCCUUAGUCUAGCAUGGAAUUAAUGAAAUAUGGUAUGCUAAUUGUCAUUAGCAGUAACAGCAAGAAUAUAACAUUGGAGAAUUUUUCAGUGGGGAUAUGCCAAUGAGUAAUAAUUAUGUAAAAAGGAUUUCCUUGGUGUUAUUUUAAGCAUUUCUCUGAAAUAUAUUUUAAAAUCUGAUAAAAUUCAUAUUUGUUUUUUGGAAUUGAAAUAUAGAUGUUCUCAGAAAGAAAUAAAUAUUUGAGAGUAAGACAAUUAUACAUUUCAGACGGAUUUUUGAGGUACAUGGCGUAAUAUGUGGGUAAUAGAAAGAUUUAGGUACAGGAUUUAUUUUUAAUCUACUUAAAGCCAGUAGCCUGAGACAGGAAUAGAUUCUGGGUUCAGGUGUUCUCAUUUGUCAAAUGAGAAUAUCAGAUUAUUUAAUCUCUUAUAUCCUUAACAGCUCUGAUAUUCUGAGUUUCUCUCAUUUGUAGAAUGAUCCUUGAUGCAUUAUUCAUUUUUAUUGCUCAUCAUAUAAAUAUCAGAUUAAGUUUAGGAGUGGAUGAGGUCACUGGUGUCACUACAUGUAUCAUUAAAGGUCCAAGAGGAAUUGUUGGGCAGCAGGUUUUGUGCUAUGUGUUACGUGGAGUGAGGGUUGAUGUGAAGAAAAAAGCUAUUAGUGGAUUUAAGGAAGUGGUAGAGGAUGUGUCUGUUAUUAUGCAAAUGUAGGUCAUGACCAUUUAUUUAGUUAUGGAAAGCAUGCCACAGAAGCCUAUGCAACAAGUCGUGCUUCUUUAGAAAGACAUCAUUAGGAUGUUCAAAGGAAGUUAAACAGUUGCUUGGACAAUUCCAUGACCCAUGCCUUGUUAGCAUGACCAUGAGACAAUCAGUCAAACACCUGCUCCUCACUGCCAUGCCCACAAAGUAUUAAAUACAAGGAAAUUCAAAGUAUUUUACAUCAUAAACAAGUAUUGAGAACAUUUUAAAAUGAAAACAUCUUGAGUGUUCAAAACUUUCUUAGGUUUCUAAGUACGAUUAUUUUGUUUUGUUUUACUUUUUUUGACUCUUGAAUUUAUCACUAUGAUGGUCUCUUUCACAGAAUAAAAUUUUUAAAAAUUGCCAGGAUACAAGUAAUCCCUUAUGUUGGAAACAAAGAAAUAAAAAGGUGAAGAAAUCACAGUAAAUUCUAUGGGUAAUGGAAUCACCCAGAUACUAAUUUGUUCAGUUAUUAAGAAAAGAAGAGUACUUUCUAAAGUUAUAUUGUUAAAUUAUCUUAAAUUGAUACAGCAUUAAUUCUCUCAAAUUAUAAGAUAUAAUUAUUGAUUCCUAAAGAGUUCCUAUGGAAUCUUAAAAAAAUAAUGUCUGGUAUACUGAUUAAUCUGUCAGGAAUUCUCAGGAAUCCCCACAUAAAAAUUCUUACAGUGGUCCAGUUAUUCUAGAUGUCAAUGUUUUAAGAUAUGCAGAAUUUAGCAGAAAAGAUUUUGUGUGACAGGAUCAUAUCCUAUUUUGUUGCUUUCUUUUAUGAUGCUAGAAGUUAUUUCCUUUACUCCUUAGAUUUUAGAUACUUCAAUUCCAGAAGUUGAUAUACAUUAUAUUAUUCACUAAAACUUUCACUAGACUCAAAAUAGAGAGAAGCAGACAUUUUAAACUUAAGUAUUAUUGUAAAACAGCCAUCUCCCUCUUUGCAUGCACUAGAUCAAAAUAAUCAUUGUAUUAAGCUAUUUGAAUUUAUUCUAGACAUCAAGAAAAAGACAGUACAUGGCAGGAGAGUUAUGCAUUUGUCAUUCACAAGGAAAUGAAUGUCUCAUAUUUUUUAUUAGAAGUCAAUGUUUCAAGAAGUCAUACUUUGCAGAUAUAAUUCUGAAAAGCAGAAGUGCCAUUGUCAAAUCAUCACAAAAUGUAUGGGUAUUUAUCUCCAGUUUACUCAAAAAGGAGUAAAGUUAGAUUGCUUACACUCAAGCUAGUGUUUGAGCUAAGGUUGCCAUGCUGAUAUCUGAUUCCUUUUGAGAAUACCUAGAUAACUACUGUUCUCACAAAAAUAAAAUCAGUUUGUCUUAUAUUCCAAAUAAUAGUCUUUUUAGAGAAGAGCUGUUGCUUUGUAAAUAUAUACCACAUGUGUUGUAAGACAUUUUUCUACUAGUAGCAGUCACACUGGUAGAAAGAGUUCUGUUCUACCAUGGAUUAAAAAGCAUUCUCUAAAAGUACACUAAUUUGGCACUUCCUUUCCAUCUUGAGUUUAAAUAUAUCAUUGCAUGUGUGUGAAGUGUCUAUUAUUAAGAUGAUUUAAAUACUGUCCUGUAUCUUAAGUUUUAUAACUGCACAAUUCUAGUCCAUUUAUCUAUGAAUAUGUCUCAUGUUUUGGCCCCAUCACCCACAUUGGAAAGGGCUACACAGUUAGGGCUCAAGCAUAUACAUAUAUACAUUAAUCAAUUGAAACUUUGGAUAAAAAAUAUAUCAAAUAGGCUCAGUUAUUAUAAUUAGAGACGAACUGUAGAAAUGUUUGUUUUUAAGAGAAAGUAGAUUUUCACAUUUGAUUUCUUUUUAAAGUAGAAGUAUCUACACUGUCCACACCUUUUCUACUAAAAUAGACUAUGUUCUCCUGCUUAUUAGCUUAACAUUUCCACCUUUGUUUAUCCCAAUAGACUGUAUUUGA